Molecule: messenger RNA, 2162 nt
Organism: Exophiala oligosperma
Lineage: Eukaryota; Fungi; Ascomycota; Eurotiomycetes; Chaetothyriales; Herpotrichiellaceae
Product: actin-like protein
Exons: 2
Coding region: 243-1391 (382 amino acids)
Source: RefSeq, a predicted model, not a curated record
UUGGGGCCAAACAGUUCUCCGUACUCCGUAAUAACAAUACUGGGUGCUUCAACGCGGCUGCGCAUCUGGCUUCAGGGAGUGGAAAUUGUUGAUAGUCGUUUCUUCCAACAGCGACCAUCUACCCUCAUACUCUCAGCUCAUCAUCUACGCCACCUGAUGGCUAUUCAAUCACACCGUCUCUCGUCGUCGUCAUGAUGACUACAUGAUCACGUUGAUUCUGGUUGAAAUAAGUUGAUGCCAACAUGGCCGACGGGGGCACCCUCCACAAUGUACCGAUUGUUCUAGACAAUGGGAGUGGUACUAUUCGUGCAGGGUUCGCAGGCAACGACCUUCCUGGAGCAUAUUUCCCAUCCUACGUCGGUCGACCGAAGCAUGUCCGGGCGCUCGCUGGAGCUUUGGAAGGAGAUGUCUUCAUCGGGCCCAAGGCGCAGGAGUUGAGGGGCCUCCUCAAGAUCCGAUAUCCCUUGGAACAUGGAAUCGUCACGGACUGGGAUGAUAUGGAAAAGAUAUGGACAUAUGUCUACGAGCAAGAAUUGAAGACGCUGAGCGAGGAACACCCCGUGCUGUUGACCGAGCCCCCACUGAACCCGAGACAAAAUCGAGACACUGCAGCGCAGAUACUGUUCGAGCAGUUCAACGUCCCCGCCAUCUACAUGUCCAUCCAAGCAGUCCUCAGUCUUUACGCCAGCGGCCGAACCACUGGUAUCGUUCUCGACAGUGGUGACGGCGUCAGUCACGCGGUCCCCGUGUACGAGGGAUUCGCCAUCCCGAGUAGCAUUCGCAGGAUAGACGUGGCGGGACGGGAUGUGACGGAGCACAUGCAGCUUCUGUUGAGAAAGAAUGGCCACGUCUUCCACACCAGUGCAGAGAAGGAAAUUGUUCGCAUCAUGAAGGAGAAAACAGCCUACGUGGCUCUCGACCCCCGCAAGGAAGAGAAGGACUGGUCGCAGGGGAUCUGGAAGAGCGAGAAAAAGGAGAUUGAAUAUGUGCUGCCCGACGGUCAGAAGAUCAAGAUUGGGGCUGAAAGAUUUCGAGCGCCGGAAAUCCUGUUCGAACCUGAACUGAUUGGACUGGAGUAUCCUGGUGUUCACCAAAUGGUGGUCGAUGCCAUCAACAGAACGGACAUGGACCUUCGCAAGAGCCUGUUUGGCAAUGUCGUGCUGAGUGGUGGUACAACAUUGUGUAAAGGAUUCCCUGACCGACUAUUGUACGAAAUGCAACGGCUGGCGGUCAAGGACAUGCGCAUCAAGAUCUUUGCACCUCCGGAGCGGAAGUAUAGCACGUGGAUUGGUGGAAGUAUCCUGGCAGGGUUGAGCACGUUUAGAAAGAUGUGGGUCAGCAUCGACGAUUGGCAUGAGAACCCAGACAUCAUCCAUACCAAAUUCUCCUAGGCUGGCCUGAGCUGAACGUCAGGGGGAAGGGUCACGAGUGCGAUUGCAGACCGACAGAAGGACAUGACCAGGUUGAGGCCACCUUGGCUGAACCAAGAUUUUGGUCGAGCCGCACACGACUUGCCGGCAUCCGGAAACAGAACAGGUUGAUGGCGGCCCAAAAGCCUGAUCUAGAUGACAAGCUCUCGCUUUCUGAAGUCUGCUGAUCAACUCAAUAGAUCGGUCACGGCUGUCUUUCAAAAUUGCAUUAUGCGGGGAUGGGACAGUAGCCGAAAUCCGGGGUGGGAAGUCGGUCGAGUCGAGUUGUUCUUGGAAAUGUGGACAGCAGGACCUGUCAUUAUUGACGGCCAUGAAGGGAAAGAAGAGGCGCAGUUUGUCCGGGAAGUACUCGGAUGGGUACAGAGUACUCGUUUGAGCUACUCUGUAGAGUUCUUCGUACCUGAUUGCUUCGAGAGUCUGUUGGCAUACUACUGGUACUGUACCUCACCCUGACCUCCUCGUAGACUCCAGGGGCACGACACGUGUCGGAUGGGCUGGUUCAGGAACGAGCAUAGUUUGCUUCUCUGUUACGAGCAGAGUACAGCAGCAUUGGACGGAAUGCAGGGGAACAAGGCAGUUGAGAAACCCGUACGCAGUACCUGGUCAAGGUGUCAGAGAAAGAGGAGGUGAGAGGCAUGUUGUUUCUAUUACCCCCAGGAAACCUCAAUCCCCGCCUAGCAACAUGAUCGAUUACCCCAUAGUUUCUCACGGCAAGGCUCGGCAUGACUAAAG